Molecule: messenger RNA, 897 nt
Organism: Daphnia pulicaria
Lineage: Eukaryota; Metazoa; Arthropoda; Branchiopoda; Diplostraca; Daphniidae
Product: ferritin heavy chain-like
Exons: 4
Coding region: 65-778 (237 amino acids)
Biological process (GO): iron ion transport; intracellular iron ion homeostasis
Cellular component (GO): cytoplasm
Molecular function (GO): ferrous iron binding; ferric iron binding
Source: RefSeq, a predicted model, not a curated record
UCAUUCCUAUUUCAGCCAUUACCCGCGAAUAGCCGGCCAUCAGUGCGUCAACCCAAUAGCAAGAAUGUUCAUGUCUCAAAUUGCCGUCAUCAUCUGCCUGGCUCUCGUCGGCUCUGCCAACGUGGUUGUAGCGGGCAAAUGCUCCGAUCAUGUCCUCUCCAUGAAAGCCGACGGCGGCUGGUCGGGUUUCGAUGGCGAAGAAUCCGGCAGCAGCAACCAAUACGACUUUACGGCCUGCUCGGCCGUCUUCAGCACGUUCGAGAGGCAUCUUCCGCAAGUGCAUAAUUUGAUCAACGAGCACAUCGCUCAGAGCUUCGUUUACUCGAUUAUGUCGAGCCACUUCGACACGGACGCGGAGAACCGUUUGGGAUUCGGCAAGUACCUGGCCGACCUGGCCGACACGAUGUGGAACAAUGCCGUCGAAAUUGUCAAGUACACUGGAAAGCGAGGCGGAAGCGUCGCUCCGCUAAUGGAUAACUCGUCAGGCACCGGCCUCCGCAUUUCCGGUGAUCUCAACCAAGGCAUCCGACCCUGGACUGAAAUUGAAGCUCUGGCUUUAGUCCACGAUCAGCACCACGCUUUGUCUUCCAAGAUCCACCACCUUCACGGAAGUACUCGGGACACCUCCUUGAGCCACUUUUUGGAGAACCAGUUUGUAAAUAAGAACGUCGAGCUCAUCCGCCAACUUUCCGGAUUCUUGACCAACUUGGUGCCCAUGAGCCAAGAGACCAGCGGCAGCGAUUUGGCUCUUUACCUUUUCGACCAAUCACUCGCUUAAAAAUGUUGGCCGUUUGAAAUCCCCCCCCCCUUCCCCCCAAAUCAUCAACGGACCAUUAGAUUGUUAUUAGUUAAAAAGAAAAUAAAAAGAGAAUACAACAUAAUCGCAAUUGUUCACGA